Messenger RNA from Selaginella moellendorffii, 1840 nucleotides. Its product is annotated as glutamate--tRNA ligase, chloroplastic/mitochondrial. Gene Ontology annotation, biological process: glutamyl-tRNA aminoacylation. The transcript is spliced from 13 exons. Gene Ontology annotation, molecular function: ATP binding; zinc ion binding; tRNA binding. NCBI's taxonomy places the organism in Eukaryota, Viridiplantae, Streptophyta, Lycopodiopsida, Selaginellales, Selaginellaceae. The record is from RefSeq and is a predicted model, not a curated record. Bases 8 to 1675 code for a protein of 555 amino acids.
UCUAUCAAUGGCGAUGUCCCUGGUGGGAGGGACUAGCAGCAGGAUCUUCGUGUGUGGCGGCUGCGGGAGCUAUCGGCCAUCGCGAUCCCGGCGGCUGCGCGUCACAGCCGCGGCUGGCGGAGAUGCAGCGGUGAGAGUAAGAUUUGCUCCAUCGCCGACGGGAAAUCUUCACGUCGGGGGUGCAAGAACUGCGCUAUUUAACUAUCUCUUUACCAAGAAUCAUGGCGGCAAGUUUAUACUCCGGAUCGAAGACACCGACAUUGAGAGAUCGACAAAGGAAUCCGAAAAUGCGAUGCUUCAGGAUCUUGAGUGGCUUGGCUUGGAUUGGGAUGAAGGUCCUGGAAAACCCGGAGAGGUUGGUCCAUAUCGUCAAUCGGAGCGUAAUUCCAUAUACCAGAAUUAUGCACAGAAGCUCUUGGAAUCCGGCCAUGUUUAUAAGUGUUUUUGCUCCGAUGAGGAACUGGCUAGGAUGAAAGAAUUAGCCGAACUAAAGAAGCUUCCUCCACGAUACACUGGGAAGUGGGCAACCGCAAGUAAGCAAGAAGUGGACGCGGAAAUUGCAAGAGGGACACCAUACACUUACCGCUUCAGAGUUCCUCGGACUGGAUCGGUGACAAUCAAUGACCUCAUUCGUGGUGUGGUUACAUGGAAGCAUGACGUCCUUGGUGAUUUUGUGAUCCUUAGAAGCAAUGGCCAACCGGUGUACAAUUUCUGCGUCGCCAUAGAUGAUGCGUGCAUGAAAAUAACUCACGUGAUAAGGGCCGAGGAACACCUCUCCAACACGCUCCGGCAAGUUCUUAUCUACAAGGCACUAAAUCUUCCCGUGCCGAGAUUCGGUCAUGUAUCGUUGAUUCUGGCACCUGAUCGAACAAAGUUGUCAAAGCGACAUGGCGCAACAUCAGUUGGACAGUUUAGAGAAAUGGGGUACUUGCCAGAUGCCAUGGUAAACUAUUUAGCACUUCUUGGCUGGAACGAUGGGACUGAUAAGGAGAUUUUUACCAAAGACGAACUAAUGGAAAAGUUCUCGCUUGAACGGAUUACCAAGAGCGCAGCGAUUUUCGAUCAGACAAAACUCAGCUGGUUGAAUGGGAAGUAUUUGCAUCAGCUUCCGGACGAAGAACUAGUAAAGCUAAUAAGCAGCCACUGGCUGAAAGCCGGAAUUUUGUCACAUGCAGACUCCUCGUUCACUAAGGAGGCAGUGGAACUCCUUAAGGAUGGAAUUGACGUGGUCGCUCGUUCUGAAGUUCCUCUGCUCAAGCUCCUCUCCUACAAUCUCGCACAAACAUUAGAAAGCAAGUCGCUUGGAGAUCUCGUCAAGGACAACUUGAGAGAAGUUGCAGAAGCUCUCAUCUCUGCUCAUGACAAUGGCGAGCUUGCGAGCGCACUAGAGAGCGGCCGGGACGGGUGGCAGACCUGGACAAAGAGCUUCGGCAAAAAACUGAAUCGCAAGGGGAAGAGGCUUUUCAUGCCGCUGAGAAUGCUUCUAACCGGUGAGCUACACGGCAGCGAUCUCGGCAGCAGCAUGGUUCUUCUACACAAAGCAGCUCAGCAGCAGUGCGUGACUGCACCGCAGUUCACGCCUCUCAGCUCUCGAAUCUCACAGCUCAAGGAACUCGACUGGUCCAAGCUACAAGAGGAUCACCAAACAAUCGAGGCCGCGGCAGCAGCAGCAUAGAUAGGCGAGCACACUCUUGCUGGAAAGAAAAGUUUGGAGAUUUUCCACGACUCGUAAGUUAAAAUACUAUCUUUGUACAAAGAUCGUAAGAACUUUCAGAGUGAAGCGCGUGAGAAAGGCAUCCUGAAAGUUAUAUAAAUCUAUUGAGAAGUCCCUCUGAGGCAA